AUUGAGUGGCAGUUCUCGUCUGAUAUGGUUUAUCUUUGGUGCGAGUGUGAGCUGAGACAGAAAACAGAGUAACGUUAAUCGUUUAAUUAAAAAAAAUACAAUAAAAAAAACGGACUAUUUUCAUUUUAUUUAAGGAGAACAUCUCUUGAGCCAGGAUGUCUUAUAUGCUUCCACAUCUCCACAACGGCUGGCAGGUGGACCAGGCCAUCCUGUCGGAGGAGGACCGAGUGGUCGUUAUCCGGUUUGGCCACGACUGGGACCCCACCUGCAUGAAGAUGGACGAGGUUUUAUACAGCAUUGCUGAAAAGGUAAAGAAUUUUGCAGUGAUUUACCUGGUGGACAUCACAGAAGUGCCCGAUUUCAACAAGAUGUACGAGUUGUACGACCCCUGCACAGUCAUGUUCUUUUUCAGGAACAAGCACAUCAUGAUUGACCUCGGGACAGGUAACAACAACAAGAUCAACUGGACCAUGGAGGACAAACAGGAGAUGAUAGACAUUGUUGAGACCGUCUACAGGGGAGCCAGGAAAGGACGAGGUCUAGUGGUGUCCCCCAAAGACUACUCGACCAAAUACAGAUACUGAUAUCCCCCCUUUAUUCAUUCUCCAGUCUGUUCGUUGCCGUUUCCUUUUCUCAGAUUCCUCCGCGGGACUGUUUUGUGUGAACAUUCACGCCACGUGGACAGUGAAGUGGCCUUGUGUAGGAAUUUUAUAUUUUAUUUAAAGGAUCCCCCGUGUUGUUGCAGUUACCAUCAGAAACUGGGCUCCAGUGCACCGUUUUGUUGUUUUUCCUCCAUGUUGUGAAUAAAUAUUUCUAAGAAAAGU
Molecule: messenger RNA, 824 nt
Organism: Colossoma macropomum (tambaqui)
Lineage: Eukaryota; Metazoa; Chordata; Actinopteri; Characiformes; Serrasalmidae
Gene: txnl4a
Product: thioredoxin-like 4A
Exons: 4
Coding region: 156-584 (142 amino acids)
Biological process (GO): mRNA splicing, via spliceosome
Cellular component (GO): spliceosomal complex; U4/U6 x U5 tri-snRNP complex; U5 snRNP
Source: RefSeq, a predicted model, not a curated record